AUGACAAUUGAUGUUUAUACAGGCUUUUAAUAAAUUAUAACUUCUUUUGUAAACUCUAUAGAAUAUCAAGAAAUCAAAGUAUAUGACUAGCUAAUAAUUCUUUAGAAUAAUAACUAAAUUAUUUUAAUAAACACUACCACAAAUGAAAAAUUUAUCAAAGACUAUCCCAAGCAGUUUAUUAAAAAUGCUAAAUUCAUAAAAAAUGAUAAACUAAUAUAUUUAUAUGGUAACUUCUUCCAAAUUUUGGAUACUCAACUCAAUGUAGUUUAAGAUAUUUCAAUUGAUAAUCAAUAAUAGAAAGAUUUAGACUGUACAGAUUUUAAACUUCAAAUUGUAUGCAUUAAUAUAUUUAUUUCUGAUUUUAAAGAAAUAUUAGUGUAUAAUAAAAUUUAAAAUAUCUUAAAAACAAUAAAAAUUGAUAAUACUAAUAAAAUUCAAUAUAUUUUUGAUGAAAUAUAUGAAAAUAUUUUUAUCUAUCAGAAUGAAAAGAAUACACCAAAUCAAGUUAGAAUAUACAGCUCUAUUGGAGUUUUGAAAUAGACUAUUUAAAAAAAAGUUAGUGAUUGUAUGAUAUUUACAAUUAAAAUUGUGUGCAAAUUAGAAAUAGGUUUAAUUUUAAUAGACAGGGCCAAUUUAACCUUCAAUUAAGUUUUGACUGAAGAAGAUGAUCUUGUUAAAAUAAUAAAGUUUAUUUAUAUUGGUCACUUAAAUUAUUUACUAUUAUAAAAUGAUGAUGACCUCUCAAUUAUCUAGAUAUAUGGUGUUUCUGAAGGAAAAAUUAUAAAUUAAAUUAAAGUUAACUAAAAUUAACUAAAAAAUAAUAACAUUACUUAUUUUUAGUUUGAUGAAAGUUAAAGUAGAUAUGUAAUGCUUAUUGAUAGCCAAGGAACAUUUUAUAUUUCUUCAAUAGAUAGUAAUUUACCUUUUCAAAACUUUGUUAAUGUAUGCUAUAGUUGUGAUUUAACUUUAUUUGAAUUCAUUAGCUAUGAUAGUUUAUCUAACAAUAUUUAUCUAAGAUAUAGUGAUUCUGUAUUCUAACUAGAUUAUAGUUCGUUAGGUUUAGAACGUGAACCCUUUCUAAUUGAGCCAUUCAGUUUAUUUACCUAAAUAUAGAUUAAUAAAUUAUAGACUGAUUACUUGAUAUUGGCCAAAGAUAAUAUAGUUUUUAGAUAUUCAUAAAAUAAAUUAAAAUUUGAGUUAUCAAUUCUAAAAUCAGAUCUCUUAGAUAUAAAAUACAAUUAAAGUAGUGAUGUAUUUAUAUUAGCUUUUGAAGACUCUCUUUUUUUCUAUCAAUAGUAUUAAUCAAGAAUAAAUAAUAACUUAAAAUCUGUUAUUUACUAACUAGAAAUGAUCAAUUUUUAGUAGUUUAUAAUUGAUAAUGUUGUAAUUACUUUUGAUCAAAAGAUUUUGCAUUUAGAUAUAUUAACAGGUUCUAUCAUUAAAAUAAUUAAUUUUAAUAUAACUUAAAUAGUAACUUCAUUCAAAGUAAAUGAUAAUAAAGAUUUAAUAAUUGUAGGAUUUAGUGAUGGUUAACUUCUUUAAUACAACUUAACAGACUAAGUGUUAUUCUUAUACAACACCUCUUAAAAGAGUCCUAUUAACAUUUCAAUUAUAACAAUUUAACUAAUUGAAAUAUCUGCUACUUAAUAAUUUGCUUAUGCUGCUUCAAAUGGAGGACUUCUUUUUUAAAUCGACACAUUGAAUAAAAAAAUUAUUUCAUAAAUAGACCUAAAAGUUCUAGUUACAGAAGAUCCUAACAUAAGUUUAUCAUAAUUCUUAAUUGAUCAGACUUAUAAAAGAUAUAUAUUUUGUUUUAAUAAGUAGAAAAAAGCAUAUGUUUAUAAUUACAAUAAUAAUUAAUAAGAACUGAGUUUGCCUCUUCCUAAAAAAUACUCUACUUUAGGAAUAAUCCAAAAUUUCUUAUUUAUCUAGUGUAUCUUUUAAAUUAACUUCUAUAGACUUAGUGCUAAAAUUGAAUUUGUAUCAUUAAUCAAAAAAGAUUUUAUUUAAGACAUUAUUAUAGAUUUCAAGCUAAUUGAAAAUAAUAUUUUAGCACUAUUUUUAAUAGAUAGAUUUGAACUUUUUAUUGCUAAUGGAGACAAAUUCAAUAUGAUAGCUUAAAUUAACUCUUAGUAUCCUCGAAUCUUAAGCUCUUAACUUGAUUCUGAAAAAAAUACAUUCCAUAUUUUAGUCCUACAUAAAAGUGGAAUUUUUGAAAAUAGCUAUAAUUUAAAUAUUUACAAGUCAGAAACUAUAUCUGAAUGCUCUUUUUUUAUCUCAAUUAGAAACAAUAGAGCAUUGAUUGGAGGAGGAUUAAGGAUUGUUUAAGAUGAUCAAAGUACACUAACUUUACCUUAAAAUUUUCCAUUCUAUGAAAAUGUAUUUGAUAACCAGGCAGAAAUUUAUGGAGAUGAUAGUACAUCAUAUCUAUAAAAUAUUAUUAUUAAAAAUAACGAUAAAAUAAAUGAUGAACUAUUCACAUUUUACAAACAUUAAAGUAGUGUCCCUAUAAAUUUUUAGAAUGAAUUUUCAAGAUAUGCUGAAUUAAGAUAAUUCAGAAGUGGAGGACUAAUUAACUUUAAAAUAUAUAUUGUAGAUGAGUAAAAUAGAUUACUAAGCUUCUAAAAAGAUAAACUAAUACUAGGCCUAUACCCAAAAGAUAUAGCUUAAGAGCUAAAUAAUAUUUAAAUUUCUAUUUUUUAGCUCAGUUAAAACGAAAGCUAAAUGUUUGGAUAAAAUAUUAUUAAUUACAAUGAAUAUGAUUCUUAAGAAUUCGCUUUUAAAAUUAACGAUUUAAAGAUUACUGGAAACCUAAAUAAAAUUCAAUUCUUUUAUAUAAAUUCAACUAUUCAAACAAACUCAAUUACUAAAAAACCAAUUCUCUUAUCAAUUGAAUUCAGAAACUGCAAAAUAGGGGAAAUUAUUUAAUAAAUAAAUACCAAUAUUUAUUAAUGCAAUCAAUGCUUGGAAGGUACUUAUCAGAUAAAAGAUCCACAGACACUCUAUAGAUAAUCUAUAGAAGAAAAGAAAGAUAUAAAUUAAUGUAUUAACUGUCCUCAAUCUGCUAUAAGUUGUAAAGGAGAUAUAAUAUUAUUAAAAAAUGGUUUUUGGAGGCAAAGUAGUUAUACAGAUGAAAUAAUAGAAUGUGAUCCUAUUAUAAAUUCAUGUCAAGCAGAAAAUCCAAAUAGUAUUAAUUACUGCAUAACUGGCUAUUUAGGACCAAUUUGCUAGUAGUGUGAUAUUUUAGGAGAAAUAUGGAAAGGUUCCCGAUAUUCAGAAUCUCUCAAGAGAGGAGUUUGUGGUAUUUGUGAAUCACAGCUUAAAUAAUGGGUUUAUAUGAUUUUAAAAAUCGUAAUUUUAGAAGCUUACUUCUUGUAUGUUUUGGGAGUUUUCAUCAAAAAGUUCUAAUACACUCAAACAUGUUAUUAUUUGAGAAUGUGGAAGAUUAUGCCAAUUAGUAGCAGUAGCAUAUAAGACUAUUCUGGAUUCUACAUUAAAAUUAUUCUAAACUAUUAUUAAUUAUCUGCUCUUUUAAUUCCCUAACCAAAGACUAUUUCAAUCAAUUUAAAUUUGUUUAAUGACAUAAUUGGUUCAGGUGGUAUUCAAAUUUCUUUAGGAAUAGAUUGUCUGAUGAGUGAAUAAAAUAUUAGAAGUUUAGUGAGCCAGAUAUCAUAUUUUACUAAAUCUCUGACUUGCAAUUAAGUAGGAACAUAACUUUAUAACCCAAUAGAUCCUUCAUUUGAUUGCUAUGAUACAAAUGUAAUUAAAUAUUUAUACCCUUUCUCUAUUAUGGUGUUAAUUUUUUGGAGUCUCCUUCCUUUAGUAUUUCUUAAGAGGAUUAACUAAAACAAGAAUAAAUUAGAUCAAUGCUUAAUUAAAUAUAAGUACGGUUAUUACUACGGAGAACUAAAGCCCAAAUAUUACUAUUGGGAAUUUGUUAGAAUUUAUUUAAAGAUUAUUAUUAUUUACCUAUACACUCUUUUAAAUAAUUAUAACUCGAUUAUUGCUAUCAUAACAAUUAGUGCUAAAACAUAAUUAGAAAUGCGUGAAAAAUAAUAACUCAAGUAAAGAAAAACCAACCCUAAAAAAAAGGUUAUAAAAGAAGCUAAUAAUAAGAUUUACAAGUAAUUGAGCAUGGGCAUGGACAGCUCUCAGUAAGUACUCAUAAGAGAUUAAAUAUAAAAACCUCAAUUAAUUAACUGA
Tetrahymena thermophila SB210 is the source of this 4203-nucleotide messenger RNA. Its product is annotated as transmembrane protein, putative. NCBI's taxonomy places the organism in Eukaryota, Ciliophora, Oligohymenophorea, Hymenostomatida, Tetrahymenidae. The record is from RefSeq and is a predicted model, not a curated record. Gene Ontology annotation, molecular function: protein binding. The transcript is spliced from 6 exons.